Molecule: messenger RNA, 2356 nt
Organism: Pistacia vera
Lineage: Eukaryota; Viridiplantae; Streptophyta; Magnoliopsida; Sapindales; Anacardiaceae
Product: neutral ceramidase 2-like
Exons: 9
Coding region: 106-2250 (714 amino acids)
Biological process (GO): sphingosine biosynthetic process; ceramide catabolic process; long-chain fatty acid biosynthetic process
Cellular component (GO): extracellular region
Molecular function (GO): N-acylsphingosine amidohydrolase activity
Source: RefSeq, a predicted model, not a curated record
AACCCACAUUUACAUCUUCUAUCUCUUAUUGUUGUUGUUGGUUUUGUUUGUGCAACAGUAGGAGAAGCCAAUGGGCAACACUUGAUUGGAGUGGGGAGUUAUGACAUGACAGGUCCAGCUGCUGGAGUGAACAUGAUGGGCUAUGCAAACCUAGAACAAAAUUCUGCAGGAAUUCAUUUCAGAUUAAGAGUCAGGACUUUCAUUGUGGCCGAAAGUUCUAAAGGAACAAGAUUUGCUUUUGUAAAUCUUGACGCGGGCAUGGCUUCACAGCUUGUCACAGUUAAAGUGCUAGAGAAGCUGAAGUCAAGGUAUGGAAAUUUGUACACUGAAGAGAAUGUAGCAAUUAGUGGCAUCCACACUCAUGCAGGGCCUGGGGGUUAUUUGCAAUACUUGAUUUACUCGAUAACUUCUCUCGGGUUUGUCCAGCAAUCUUUUGACGCCAUUGUCACCGCAAUUGAACAGAGCAUUGUUCUGGCUCAUAACAACCUCAAACCUGGUUCAAUUUCUAUCAAUACAGGAGAGGUAGAAAAUGCGGGAAUAAACAGGAGUCCAAGUGCAUAUCUGCUUAACCCGGCGGAGGAGAGAGCUCGAUACUCAACGAAUGUCGAUAAAGAAAUGACGCUUUUGAAAUUCGUUGAUGGUGCGAGUGAGAAAAGCAUAGGAGCCUUCAGUUGGUACGCAACGCAUGGGACCUCAAUGUCCAGAGACAACAAGCUCAUCAGCGGGGACAACAAAGGCGCUGCAGCUAGGUUCUUUGAAGACUGGUUCACUUCCACCAACAAAUCUUCAUCCACAUCACAUACCAAAUCUUCCCCGAAAUCGGAGAUUGGGACGCUCAUAAAGAAAGCACAGACAAUCAAAGCCACUGGAGGAACAACGUGCGGUAAAACAACUAGUCAAGGCUUCAAGGUGAGGAAGAACGAUGGAUCUUUAUUUGUAGGAGCAUUUUGCCAAUCAAAUGUUGGAGAUGUGACACCAAAUGUGCUAGGAGCAUUUUGUACUGAUAGUGGAAAGCCAUGUGACUUCAAUCACUCUUCAUGCCAUGGCAAUGACCUGCUUUGCGUGGGCCGCGGUCCUGGGUACCCGGAUGAAAUAUUAAGCACAAAGAUCAUAGGAGAAAGGCAAUUCCAAAAGGCUUCAGAUUUAUUCAUGUCUGCUACAGAGCGAUUGAGCGGGAAGAUUGAUUAUCGUCAUGCAUACAUAAAUUUUACGAAUAUUGACGUGGAAUUAGAUGGAAACAACAAAGUCAAGACUUGUCCUGCAGCACUUGGCCCAGGUUUUGCCGCUGGAACUACAGAUGGCCCUGGUGUUUUUGGUUUUCAACAAGGUGAUACAGAGAUCAAUGAGUUGUGGAAAAAAUUAAGGGAUUUGCUGAAAAAGCCAAGCCAAUAUCAGGAAGACUGCCAAAAGCCCAAAGCUGUUCUGCUUUCUUCGGGCGAAAUGUUUGAACCUUAUGCAUGGGCGCCAGCAAUUCUUCCUAUUCAAAUCUUGAGGUUGGGGAAACUGAUCAUACUUUCUGUACCCGGAGAGUUCACGACAAUGGCUGGUCGACGACUGAGAGAGGCUGUUAAGAACACAUUGAUAACGAAAGGAAAUGGGGAAUUCGGUAACGACACCCAGAUUGUAAUAGCAGGCCUUACAAACACUUACUCACAAUACAUCACUACUUUCGAAGAAUACGCACAUCAACGAUAUGAGGCUGCUUCAACGCUCUAUGGCCCCUAUACAUUAUCAGCAUACAUACAGGAAUUCAAUGAACUAGCAAAAGCAAUGGCGAAAGGAGAACAAAUCAUGAAGGGCCCAUCCCCACCAGAUCUUUCAUCUGUACAACUCAGUCUCUUAAUUAACCCAACUGGAGACUCACCUCCUCCUGGCGUAAAGUUUGGCGAUAUAAAGCAAGACAUUAAUCAACCAAAGACUGGCUCAUUUCAGAAGGGUGACAAACCAAGUGCCACGUUUUGGAGUGCCGACCCCAGAUACGAUUUGUUAACUGAAGGUACAUAUGCUGUGGUAGAGAUGCUUCAAGGGCAGCAGUGGAUUCCUGUUUAUGAUGAUGAUGAUUUCAGCCUAUUUUUCAAGUGGACAUUGGACAACGUUACUUUCAAUGGCUUAGCAACCAUUGAAUGGGAAGUGCCACCAGAGGCUAGCUCUGGGGUUUACCGGCUAAGGCAUUUUGGGUCAUCUAAGAAAACAAAAGACUCUCCAAAUGAAUACUUUACUGGUGCGUCUAGUGCAUUUACUGUGUCAUAGAUACGUUCAUGUUCUUCCAUGGGAAAUAAUAUAGAGCUGUUUGGUGUCAAGCAUGUAAUUCAAAACAGUGAGUCCAGUAGACUCUCAACUCAUUUCAAUUUUCGCU